GACUUUUAUUUAAGAAGUUGACGCAGAUAUACGAAGCACUGUAACAAAACUUUCAAUUGACUGAGGUUGGAAACGUUGUUUCAGCGCACAAAUGCGACAUUAAAUACCGGUUUAAAAUGAGGUCAUGGCCAAGAGCCUCCGUCAAUGCUUUUGAGAACAAUAGCGUUUUUAACGAGCACUCAUAUCAACCUAAGAAAGAGCUGUUGUAUAGGAAAACGUCAUUCUGGGUUGUCGUUAUUAUUGGUGGGGUUUUGACAACUGCAUAUACGGUUCUUAUUUGGUAUUUGGUUCAUGGAAUGCCCAUUUCUUACAUUGGUGAAGGCAGCACGAAUGAUGACCACAACUUUACAAUAUAUUUUCAACGAAAGAUGAAACUGAUGCAAAAUGAACUCCUUUUCUUACAAAACCAAUACUAUCUUCUUAAAAAUCGAACGAGUCGAGAGAUGGGUUGUGACGAACUUCAAGAAAGUUGUGAUCAGAAUAGAGACAGCGAGGAGCAAAUAAAUAAUCAAGAAAUGGAAUCAUAUUUUAAUCGAUCUGAAAAAGAGAUACAAAUUAAGAUGAAAGCAUCAAUAACGGAGGUCAAUGCAAUUGACAAACAAAGGCAAAAUUUAAACUGCUCAUUGAAAAAGCGAAUUAAAAGUGGCAAUGUCAUUUCUCUUGCAGUCGUUAUUCCUAAAAGUUCCCAGGAUGGUGACACAUUAUCACUGACAUGUUCAACCACACGGGAACACACUGCAGAUGUGAGUCAGUUGAUAACAUCAACCAGAGAUCAAAGUCCUAGUUUCUAUAAAUGUGUUUGUAAAAAUAAAAUUUCUAAAUACAUUGACUGCGUAGCUUUCUUUUGGCAAUGUAAGAGUAUUUGAGCCUAAAAAUAAAAUAAACACAUUGCUUUUCUGAGUCUAA
This is a messenger RNA of Xenia sp. Carnegie-2017, 906 nucleotides long. RefSeq lists its product as uncharacterized. The transcript is spliced from 7 exons. The record is from RefSeq and is a predicted model, not a curated record. The coding region runs from base 117 to 866 and encodes 249 amino acids. NCBI's taxonomy places the organism in Eukaryota, Metazoa, Cnidaria, Anthozoa, Malacalcyonacea, Xeniidae.